AUGAACCUUAUUUGCUGCUCAGACAAAAUAGCAAUACCAGCAGCAGCAGCAGCAGCAGCAGCAACAGCAACCAUCAGCAGCAGCAGCAACAGCAGCAGCAGCAACAGCAGCAGCAGCAAAAACCCACAAGACCCAAAUUCGAUUUCUCUAUACUUAAAGCCAUGCUGUAAUCAACUGCAGCAGCAGCAGCAGCAGCAGCAACAGCAGCAACAGCAGCAGCAACAGCAGCAGCAGCAGCAACAGCAGCAGCAGCAGCAGCAUGUACACCUUUUGAUGCUGCUUUUUCUGCCUCCGCAUCUACAGGAGGGCAGCAGCUGUUGCUGCUGCAGCAGCAGCAGCAACAGCAGAAGCAACAGCAGCAGCAACAGCAGCAGCAUGAAUAACGGCAAGAACAACAACAGCAGCAACAGCAGCAACAGCAGCAGCAACAACAGCGGCAACAGCAGCAACAGCAGCAGCAGCAGCCGCAGCAACAGCAGCAGCAGCAACAGCAGCGGCAGUACUAUUGGUCGAGCAUUAAGGCCACAGUCGCUUCAGCAGCAGCAGCAGCAACAGCAGCAGCAGCUGCAGCAGCAGCAGCAGCAACAGCUGCAGCAGCAGCAGCAGUAG
Molecule: messenger RNA, 609 nt
Organism: Eimeria mitis
Lineage: Eukaryota; Apicomplexa; Conoidasida; Eucoccidiorida; Eimeriidae
Exons: 2
Coding region: 1-609 (202 amino acids)
Biological process (GO): regulation of transcription by RNA polymerase II
Cellular component (GO): nucleus
Molecular function (GO): transcription cis-regulatory region binding
Source: RefSeq, a predicted model, not a curated record